CAGAGGACAGUUCAGUGUGUGAGAGGAACGAGCGACUGUAGAGCCACAAACAUGAUAUUUCAUCAGCCUCAGUUCAGUCCUGUGAUAGCGGUCAGCUCAAACCAGUGGAGCACUGGAAUCUGCGGAUGCUUUGAUGACUGCAAUGUCUGCUGCUUCGCCAUGUGGUGUCCCCUCUGCUUUAUUUGUUCCACCGCAUCAGAUUUUGGGGAGUUUUGCUGUCUGCCCAUGAUUGAUAAUUGUGCCUGCACCCCUCCGGUGUCUAUGGCACUGCGGGCUUCUGUGAGAAAUCGAUAUGGCAUACAGGGCGGGUUGGGAUCAGACUGCAUGUAUGUGACCUUUUGCAACAUUUGCUCCUGGUGCCAAAUAGCAAGAGAAUUAAAAAGACGAAGCACAAAUCACAUGGUGGUUAAUGCUCAACCUGCGGUCUUAGCAAUUCCCUCAGUGGUGGUUUCCGCCCCAAAACCUGUUGUAACAACACAGGUUACAACAACAGUGGGUUAACUGAAGAUCUCAUCAGAUUAACCCACUGUGGAAGUUAGUUGAGAUUUUCCAUUGAUGGGUGAAGUGAUUUUUUAUUUAUUUUUUUAUAUACUGUUGGAGUUGGACAUUGACUCUGGAGACCAUAUAUCAUUGUGUACAUACAUAUAUAACCAUAUGCACACAUAUUCAAUAAGUUUUUAUGCUUUUGGCAGCUUGCCUCCUCUUUUAAAAGUCUCACCACAGCAAACAAACCUAAAUGCGUGAGAUCUUUCCAAGAUAAGUCAUCUACAACUGGUUUGUAUUGUAUCUUAAUUGGAUGAUUUUGCAGCUUGGAAUUUUAUUUUAUUUUAUUUAUUUUUUGGACCAUUUAAGACUUCUUCAUGUGUCUAAGUUGAAGACGUGUUGAUUUCUUCUUGCUCACUUGGCUCUGAAAAUAAGUUUGAGGACAAAAUGCGAAGGUUAACCAUGAUAAAAGUUGUACCCAGCAAUUUUAAACAUUAAAUAAAAUCCUAAUUCUGUUUACCUCUUUGAGUGUCGAAAUCACACUGGAUAUUUGAACUGAAACCUACUGCAGGAAAACAAAGUAUUCUGGUCAGCCAGCUUAACACUUCAAAGUCUCUGCUUGGGGCACAUAAAUAGUUUUGCUAAUAUCUUUGUUUUUGUUUUGUUUUUUUGUUGUUUUUUGUUUUUUUCAAGGAUUAUUGAAACAAUUUUGUUCGAAGUGUUUAUCUAAAAAGAAAUAUCAUAAUAAUAAUAAAAUCACUCCCAAUAGCAAUACA
This is a messenger RNA of Carassius auratus (goldfish), 1259 nucleotides long. Its product is annotated as cornifelin-like. The record is from RefSeq and is a predicted model, not a curated record. The coding region runs from base 52 to 501 and encodes 149 amino acids. The transcript is spliced from 4 exons. NCBI's taxonomy places the organism in Eukaryota, Metazoa, Chordata, Actinopteri, Cypriniformes, Cyprinidae.